Dermochelys coriacea (leatherback sea turtle) is the source of this 2553-nucleotide messenger RNA. It is a transcript of the gene SH2D7, whose product is annotated as SH2 domain containing 7. The transcript has 6 exons. Gene Ontology annotation, cellular component: cytoplasm. Lineage: Eukaryota; Metazoa; Chordata; Testudines; Dermochelyidae. The coding region runs from base 1 to 1713 and encodes 570 amino acids. The record is from RefSeq and is a predicted model, not a curated record.
AUGCUUCAGAUUCAACCUCAAGACAGCAUGGAGAAUAAACAGCAGCAAUUACUCUUAGGAAAGGAAACUAACCCAGCAACUGAAAACCAGUCCUUUGAGAUGCUAAAAGAACUAGCAUUGAAGUGGUUUAUGGAGACGCAGGUUCCUCUUAUAUUACAGAAUGGUAUUUUACCUGAGUGGUUCUAUGGAUUCAUUACAAGAAAGCAGAGUGAAGAGCUGCUUAAAGACAAAGAUGUUGGCUGUUUUCUUAUCAGAUUAAGUGACAGAACAAUUGGUUACAUUCUGUCAUAUAGAGGAAAAGAUCGAUGUCGGCAUUUUGUCAUUAAUCACUUACGGAGCGGACAUUAUGUAGUAUCAGGUGAUACCUGUACCCAUGAAAGCCUCGCAGAGCUGAUAAGCUAUUACCAGACUUCAGAAAUCGAGCCUUUUGGAGAAAAUCUUACAACAGUUUGUGCUCAGCCAAUUGAGAAAAGUUUAUAUGAUGAGAUUGCUUUGGAUCAGCAAAGCUCUUCAAAGCAAAGUAAAUCAAAGAGUGGAGAAGUCAAUCCCUUGCUGAAAAGGCAAGUGUCUGUCAGCUCACAAACCACUGUGCUAAUGAAGAAAGCCACCUCUAUACCUCCACAGUCAAAGAGAGAGCACAAGAACUUAUCAGGAGAAAGAAAGAACUUUAACCCCCAGGAUCCAGACAUAGCCCCACCACUGCCGGAUAGGAUCAGCUUGCUUAUGCAGGAGACAUUCAAGCUAGACUUAAAUGAUCAAGGACACACUAUAUAUGCAGAGCUGAACAAUCAUCUGAAUGACAGAGGCCUUAGUUUGGAGACCCACUCUGCCACUGACAAAGUCCUCAUUGAGAAACCAGCCUGUUCAUCACAAGGAGACACCCAGCAAAAACCAGACCAAGCAAACUACUCUCCUAGCAAAAAAAUCAGCUCUGUGUAUGCUUUGGCUAAGCAAGCUGAAUGUUUCUAUGACAAAAAAAUUGAUCUUAUAAAGCCAUCGCCUCCAGAAACUGUUUAUUCUGAAGUUAUGCUUGAGCAAGGUAAAAGCCAUUCCAUGCUUCUUUGGGGUCAAAAUGUCUGUUCUCUAUCACUUUGUCCAUCAAAUUCUGCAGACACAAAGAAGUUGACAUUAAGUACUCCUGCUUCAACACCUCCCAAGUUGUCUCCUAAGUUACCUAUUAAAGCUGGGACCUCUGUGGAGUCCCAAGGUUCAGAACAGCUGUUUGCACCCUAUGCAACCUCCCUCCAAAGCAAUGAAGGGCUUAGAAAACCAGACAAAAUCUUUUGUGAUUCACCAACACAUAGCACAUAUGGGCAGAUUGAGAAGCUGAAAGCUUGUAAGCCUUUUGCUUCUGGCUCUGAUAGGGGGAACAAUACUUAUGAACAGAUUCCUGUUGGACAGCCUAAGUCAUCUACCCAAGACCAAGCUUCUGAGAGACAUUUUAAGUCUUCUCUAGUACAACCCAAUGAUACUGAUGAUGAGGUGUCUUCUUUGACUAUAGGAUCCUCCAGAACAGAGGACUGUACUGAAAAUACAUAUGAAAAGAUCCCUGAGAAUCUCCAGAAAGGCUCAUCUGCAAAGCAAAUUCCUGCUACUGAUAACAUGUAUGAGCAAAUUUCACUAGACCUUGUGAAGGGAGCAGAAGCAAAACCAAACCAGAAGAUGGACAAGCGAAGAAGAUUUUUUUUUUCUGACAAGAGGAAUAAAUCCUGAAGGAAGAGUUUUAAAUUUGUUCCAUUUAGCCUAGACUAAAGAUCAUAGAAAAACAUGCAGACAAAUUCAUCCCUUGUGUAAUUUCCCCAAUGGCUGUGGUAAAGCAGGGACAUGUUUAGCCUAUACUGUCUAUAAAAGCAAAAAUAGAGAUGAAAUGCUGGAAAAUGAAUACCUGUUUGUCAAAUAGUUACAAAGGCCCCAGCUCAUAAAAAUCUGCACAACUUCAAUUUUCUUUUCACUUGAGCCAUGUGAAUUUAGGACCAAAUUCAGGCACUGACCUAGAGUCCUAAACCCAGGAGCAUGAAACACAUGGUGGAAGUUGGCCACCCCAUGCCAAUUCUCCCCCAAGCUUAUGGGGAAGCAAUCCCUCCAUCACAGACAGUUUAAAUUGGAAUAGGGGAGAGACACAGAUGGUGUGGAUCAGCUGAAAGUGUGUAUCCAUCUUGCCUAGUGUGUCCCUGGUUGGGUAGAGCAACAGGGAUAGCACUGUUUUGAUAUCUGUUUUUAAGGAACCAAUUUAGAGCUAUUCAGCUAGGAAGCCAUCCUGGACCUGCAGUGCAACUUUAUUGAACAUACAAAUUCAUGAACAAUAUUGCAGACCCUGUUGUAAUAAGAACUACUGGCAUAUAUGAAUUUGUGUUCCCUGUCUGUAGAAACUUGUAACUCUUAUUCUUAGUCUACAAGCUCUUUAGAAGCUAGGACUGUCAAUGCUUUUGUUCUUUGUACAGUGCCUAAAACAAUGGGGUCCUGGUCUUGGACUGGAGCUCCACAAUUCACAUCACACCCACCUUUUUAUUAGGGUGAUCAAGAGAUUAAAUAAAUGGUAUUCUAUUAUUGUUU